CUCCAUUUCUCUCUCCCUCUCUCUCCACAUCUUUCUAGAUUUCCCGAGACCCUUGGAGCUAGGACGCCGCGCCGUUUAAAAAAAAAAAGGGAGAGAGAUGGAGGUGAAGGUUAGAAAGGAAAAGUUUGUGCCGUUUGUGGCAAUGGUGAUAAUGGAGGCAUGCACCAUUGCUUUUACGAUAAUGGCCAAAACGGCUAUAACGGGAGGGAUGAGUCCCUUUGUGUUCGUUGUUUACACAAAUGCAUUCGGAUCUUUUCUUUUGAUUCCUUUUUCUUUCUUCUUCCACAGGAAUGACAGAACUGAAGAGUCUAUCUUUUCUUGGCCACUCCUCGUUCGUGUUUUCUUUCUAGGUUUCACCGGGAUAUUUCUAUUCCAAAACUUGGCAUUCGUGGGGCUAACCUUCAGCUCACCCAUAGUAGUAUGUGCAAUGGGAUUACUCAUUCCUUCCUUCUCCUUCUUGCUCAAUCUUAUUCUCGGAAGGAGCAAGUUAGAUUGGAGAAACACGAGCACGAGAGUUAAAGUGAUGGGAACAAUAAUCUCAUUAAGCGGAGCAUUUGUUGAAGAAUUAUACAAAGGUCCCUUUAUAAGACCAGCUUCGUCUCCUUCCCCAACUCGUCUUCUAAAAUCGAUCCCUAAACUCUUGGUCUACUACACAAUCCCCGACAAUUGGUUCCUCGGCUGUAUCUUUCUAGCCACCGCUUUUUUCUGUGUCGCCCUCUUCAAUGUUAUUCAGAUAGGGACGGUGAAAAAGUAUCCACACGUUAUGAAAGUGGCUUCCUUUUACAGCAUAGUCGGGACGAUUCAGUGUCUAGUCUUCGCGUUGUUUAUGGAGAGAGACCUAAGUGCAUGGAAGAUCGAACCUAACUUCCAUCUUUUCCUCAUUAUUGCCACGGGAAUAUUCGGAAAUGUGAUACGACCAAGCAUACAAGUAAAGUGUACCCAAAUGAAAGGACCAACUUACGUACCAUUAUUCAAACCCUUUGGUAUCCUUUGGGCAACAGUCUUUGGCACCAGCUUCUUCGUCAACAGUCUUCGCUACGGCAGUGUUUUGGGAGCAGCCAUAGGUGGCGUUGGAUAUUACUCAGUGUCUUGGGGACAACUGAAGGAAACCGAAGAAAAACAAAAUCCAAUUGAAGAAAGAAAACCAAGCAAAAAUAAGCAUUAUCAGGAAGAAGUUGACAACAAAGUUCCAUUGCUUACUCAUGAUCAGGAAGAAAGUCCUGUGUGAAUUGUGUAUUUUAUAGUUUUAAGAAGAAAAUGAGGGUCGCUUAAGUAUUUUAUGGCUCAUUUCUUUCUAUGUCGUGAAUAAGAAGAAAUGCGUGUGUUAUGUAGUCAGUGUCAAUGGGAGAUUGCUGAAGUAGGCUUUUUGGUCCGAAAGGCAAAAUCCACCGAAUGUAUAUGCAUGUAUUUGUAUAUCUAAAGCUCUUUAUUAUGUUUUGAUUUUGUGUAAUGAAUAAGCUCCGAAUCAUUGCUUUUAU
This is a messenger RNA of Eruca vesicaria subsp. sativa (arugula), 1478 nucleotides long. Lineage: Eukaryota; Viridiplantae; Streptophyta; Magnoliopsida; Brassicales; Brassicaceae. The record is from the annotation of a GenBank genome assembly.